CUUUCACUCCUUGGUUGUUUUGCAAUUCUUCCUGUGCAAGGUCCGCACCCUGGCAGCACCUAGCUGGCUUCACAGAGCCGGUGGCAGGUGGCCAGGCCGCCCCGCUUGGCUUCCCUGAGCCCUCACCCCACUCCUGGCAGCGAGGGGUGCUCAGAGGAGCCUACCCUAGGGGAUCCUGUGGGUAGCGGUGAGGCAGAGGGGCUGUAUCCUCUCUCCAGGCAGCAGCAGGAGGGACAAAGACAGCGGGAAGGUCUCAUUGCUUCACCUCAAAGAGCCAAACUCGCCGCUCCCAGCUGGGAGGUGACGCAGCGGUGCCGGGGCCGCCUGGGCAGCCGGCCCAGUGCUGGGAGCUACCGGAGCAGUGCCUGGACGGCUGCGAUAGACUGGAGUGGCCCCGUGAACACGUCCCGAUAGACCCGUGCUGAGUCACGGCUGGGAGGCCCCACAGCUUCCCCCUCCCCGGCGGCAGAUCCCGGCCCUCGCCCCAUCGCUCCUCCCCGCUUGAAAAAGGAAGGAAAGGGCGAGCCCCAGCCCUCCCCGGGGUGUGAGCGCAGUUGAGUUGCCCGAGCCGCCCAAAGUCUCCUGCCGGAGCUCUGCAGAGCACGGACGGACUCACCACAGUUCCACAUCCCGCAGUUCCUCCCUGUGCUGCCAGGAUGGACGGUCGACAGGACAACACCAAGGAGCCCGAGAUCGAGCUGUUUGUGAAGGCUGGUCUGGAUGGAGAAAACAUUGGAAACUGCCCCUUCUGCCAGCGACUCUUCAUGGUGCUGUGGCUCAAAGGGGUCAAGUUCAACGUCACCACAGUGGACAUGACCAGGAAACCUGAAGAGCUGAAAGAUUUAGCACCAGGCACCAACCCACCUUUCUUGCUGUUCAACAAAGAGCUGAAAACAGACUUCAUUAAGAUUGAGGAGUUCCUGGAGCAGACCCUGGGCCCACCCACGUAUCCACACCUGAGCCCUAAGUACAAGGAGUCCUUCGACGUGGGCAGUGACAUCUUUGCCAAGUUCUCAGCUUACAUCAAGAACCCACGCAAGGAAGCCAAUAUCACUUUUGAGAAGGCCCUGCUGCGGGAGUUCCAGCGGCUGGAUGUCUACCUGAACACUCCUCUGCCCGAGGAGAUCGACCAGGACAGCGUGGAGGAUAUCACUGUCUCCAAGAGGAAAUUCCUGGACGGAGACCACCUGACGCUGGCUGAUUGCAACCUGCUACCCAAACUGCAUAUCAUCAAGAUUGCAGCCAAGAAGUACCGCGACUUCGAGAUCCCGGCAGGCAUGACGGGGGUCUGGCGGUACCUCAACAACGCCUACGCCUGCGAUGAGUUCAGCCACACGUGUCCUGCCGACGAGGAGAUAGAGCAUACCUACGCCAGCGUCGCCAGGAAGAUGACCUAACCCCCGCGUGCUGGUGGCACCGCCCCGGCCGAGCCCUCCCGCUCUGCGGUCCCGACACAGCCCAGCCCCAGCCGAGGGAGGGACUGGAGGGGGUUUAGGUCAUCGCUGCCCCUCGCCUGUCAGAAAUAUCGCCCUGCUUCACGGCCUCCCGCUGCUCUCCCUCCUCCUCCUCCUCCUG
This is a messenger RNA of Dryobates pubescens (Downy woodpecker), 1575 nucleotides long. RefSeq names its product chloride intracellular channel protein 2. The transcript has 7 exons. The coding region runs from base 657 to 1397 and encodes 246 amino acids. The record is from RefSeq and is a predicted model, not a curated record. Gene Ontology annotation, biological process: chloride transmembrane transport; negative regulation of ryanodine-sensitive calcium-release channel activity. Lineage: Eukaryota; Metazoa; Chordata; Aves; Piciformes; Picidae. Gene Ontology annotation, molecular function: chloride channel activity.